AUGGCCUUCAAUAUAAUUAUCGCUCUUAAGCUCCAAAUCCUAUUUCAAAUAUCCCAAGCUUUCAAUGUGGAUAUUUUAGUAUCAAACUCUACACCGCCAGGCCUUGCAAAUUACUUGUGGAGAUCUUUAAAUGAAAAGUUUCAAAGGGACUUUACAUUUAUAUUAACGAGUGCUGAGGAUUGCAACUUUCAAAUUGGUUGCAUCCAUUUGCCAAGUCUAGCGAUUGAUGCCACUUUUAACAGUUUUUAUUCCUUCCAAAUAAGAGCUUAUUCUGAAACCUCUCAUUUUUUGUACAUAAAUCUGAACCAGCAAAUAGGCAUAUAUGGUAAAUAUGAAUUUUUUAGUCACAAUUCUCGUGAUUUUCAUUAUCAGGCCUUAAACCAGCUGAUAAAGUAUUUCGGUUGAAAAAAUUUUAUAGUAAUAGCAAAUAGUGCAGUAAAUCCCAUUUCACUUUUAUUGAAAAAAGAGGGCAAAGGCUUGCCGGUGCUUUGCACAGAUACUGAAAAUCAAGAUAUUUAUGAUUUAAUUAUAGGAAGAGAAGUAAAACCGACUGGUAUAGGGAAUAUCAUUAUUCUUAACAGUGGUAGAAGUUCUUCUAUGAUAGUCACAAGUUUAGGCUCUAAAAUGAUGCUAAAAAGCGGUUAUGGAGUCAUCAUGGGAAGCGAUAGUAUUUGAGGAAACUUCACUAAUGAUGGACUCGUAUUUUAUACUGAAGAAGGCCUUGAAAAUGCAACAAGCUAUAAUCACUAUGAAUAUUUGGCUCUAGAAAAAGUUUUAAAAACUGUUUUACAAGUUAUAGACUAUAAAACACAAGAAAUUAUGCAAAUACUAGAAAAAAGGACUAUCAAUCACAGUCCAUUUCCAAAUUUUUCGAUUAUAAACAUCCAAAAUGGCCAGAAAAUCAAAGUGGGAGGAAUUGCAAACGGAAAAAUUUCGAUUAAAAAUGCUUUAGUUUAUCCUGGAAACUCAACUACCAUUCCUAACUUGCCAAGAGCAAACAUUACAAUUUCCCUUGCCGAUGGGGUAAGAGAUCCGGGUGGUAUAAAUGCCACUUAUAACAUUUUAAUCCGGCACGGUAAUUACUUUGCUUUCCGCUCUGCUCGUCAAUCCGGGCUUCUUAGGAGUUUCAAUUUAAAUGUUCAGUCUACAGACUGUGGAGUUACACUUUACAGUAAAAAUUUAUCAAGGCCAUGCUUUGAAAAACUAAAAGAUAAGAUUGGAGUGGUUCACUUAUCUUCCAAGCGUGAUCCCGUUUGCAUUGGAAUAAUCACGGACUUUAGAGCUCUUGGCAUUUCUGCUCCAAUCAUAUCUAAUGGAUGUGAAUUUACUCCUGAGUUGCUGAAUAAGUCAAUAUUUCCAGAAUUCAUGACUAUUUAUAAAGAAGAAUCAUUUACAGCAGGGGUUUUUCCAGAGCUUGCAAGCAUUUUUGGCUGGAAAAAAGUUGUUGUUGUUCACCGGCCUGAAUGAUCCAAAAAAACAUACGACACUAUGGUAACUAAGCUCUCAAAAUAUCAUAUAGAAGUAGCUAAUAAUCCAUCCUAUUAUUUUACCACUGUUUAUACAACUGACCAGCUAGAAGACUACAAAGAUUAUUUUUUAGAUAUAAUUAAUUCUAAAUGUAGGAUCUUGAUCGCCUUAGUCGAUCCCAAAACAUUUGCAAAUUUCCUGAUAUCGCUUUAUGAUUUAGGAAUGAGAAAAGGUGAUAUACUUUUUUUGCUUCCAUAUAGAUAUUCUCUAACUGAUCUCUUAUCGUCAUUCGAAGGUGAUAGCGCAAAACUUCUUGAAAUGUUCCAACGGUCCUUAACUGCAAAUUUAGCUGAGUGAAUAGGAGAUUAUGGUCAAUCAUUGAAAAAUCAAUGUGAACAAAUUUAUCAUCAUUCUAAUCAUUUAGGAUUUUCCUAUGAUCAAACAAUGCUGGCAUUAAAUGGGAUUGAUUAUAGCAUUACUAAAGGGGAUAAUCUUGAAAAUUCUACUGCAAUUAAUGAAAAUAUUAGAAAACAAAAAUUUUUUGGAGCUACUGGGACUCUAUCUAUAGAGCCAGAUGGUAACAGCAGAAGUAUUUUUUAUGUAAAUAUCUUCAGCGUUCUUCCAAUUGCUAACGCAUCUCUGAAUGGAGACGAAGUAGUUGGAAAUUAUAGCAUUUCAGGAAACCAAAGAUUUCUAUUUAAUAAAAUUAUAUGACCAGGCGAAACAAACGUCAUUCCAAGUAAUAUGAGAACAAAUCAAAUAGAUUGUCCUUUUAGUUAUAGAUUAGUACAGGACUCUUUGGAUGGAAAAAUGGUAUUUUUAGCAAUUGUCAGUUCCUUAAUUAUUGUCGAAAUAUCAUUAGUGGUUUUCCUGCAGAAACGAUGAAAAGAAGUGAAAUUCGAGGAUCUUAAGGAGCCGAAAAUGAUAAAAUUCGGAGACUUCUUGAUGAUGGCAAUUCUUUGAAUAGAAACUCUGGAGUUAAUUUCAAUUGGUCCUAACAUGAAAUCAUAUAGCACAGUAAUAUCGCAAUUUAUUAGACUGUUCUCUGCAGAUUGAAAUGGGCCGUUGAACGUUCACGGAGAUAGUUUCUGGAUCGAAGUCUAUAUAGUAGUAUCAAUUAUAAGCUUUAUGGGGUAUUCAGCAUUCAUUGUAACAAAAAAAUAUAGCGAAAAAUACUCCAAUUACUUUUUUGAGGUAAAUGAGCUUAUAUCAGAAAUCGGAAUUCUUUUGCUGUGUAGUAUUGCAUACAUUCCAUUAGUAUCUAUACUUUUCUCUGUGUUUUUAUGCAAAGAGAGUGCAGGAGACUCUAUUACAGAUAGUUUUGUAUCUAAUGAUUGCUAUACAUACUGUUGAAAAGGAUUUCAUUUAUCGAUUUCUUUGCUUUGUCUUAUAAUUUUAUUAUUAUACAUGACACUCACAAUAUAUUUCCAGCCUUCAUGACAGCUUUAUCAUCCAAUUUUCAAUAUUGCUCUACAUCCAAAAACUGCAGUAUACAAAUCUGCUUUAUAUUUUAUUAUGAUAGGAGUCAAUAAAAACCUUGAUUUUGUUAGCAAAGCUCUAGAAGGAAUGGUUUACUCUUUUAUUCUGCUUGCUCUUGCUUUUAUAUAUUGGAAAAUUCGUAUCUAUAAUUAUCCACGAAUGAAUAUGUGAGCCAUUAUUUCGGUUUUUGCUGUAAUUUGGAGUAAUGUGAUUUCUAGUAUUUAUUCUCUUGUAAAUGAUGAUAUGAAUUCCCUUUGGGAACUCGGACUCAUAAUAGGGUGGGGAAUUUUAGGAGUAGCUGGUAUGGUAUUGCAGGCUUUAAAGUUCCAAAAUUUAUUAAUCACAGAGAAAGGCAUCGAAAUGGGAUUUUUAUUCAAAUUUAGUUUGGGAAGCAAGAUUUGUGCAACUGAAAUAAAUAUUUUGAAGAUAAAUAAUGGCUCUUAUUCUAAAGACCCGCUUUUUGCAAGCUCAAAAACACCAGAUAGCCAUUUGAAAAACGAGGAGAAUUUUGCAGGAUCUCAAUGGAUUUCAGAUAAUUAA
Messenger RNA from Blepharisma stoltei, 3486 nucleotides. The record is from the annotation of a GenBank genome assembly. NCBI's taxonomy places the organism in Eukaryota, Ciliophora, Heterotrichea, Heterotrichida, Blepharismidae.